This is a messenger RNA of Catharus ustulatus (Swainson's thrush), 5979 nucleotides long. It is a transcript of the gene NUDT4, whose product is annotated as nudix hydrolase 4. Gene Ontology annotation, molecular function: endopolyphosphatase activity; bis(5'-adenosyl)-pentaphosphatase activity; bis(5'-adenosyl)-hexaphosphatase activity. The coding region runs from base 289 to 834 and encodes 181 amino acids. Gene Ontology annotation, cellular component: nucleus; cytoplasm. The record is from RefSeq and is a predicted model, not a curated record. The transcript is spliced from 5 exons. NCBI's taxonomy places the organism in Eukaryota, Metazoa, Chordata, Aves, Passeriformes, Turdidae. Gene Ontology annotation, biological process: diadenosine hexaphosphate catabolic process; adenosine 5'-(hexahydrogen pentaphosphate) catabolic process; diphosphoinositol polyphosphate metabolic process.
GGCGCGGCGGGCGCAGGAAUGCGCGUUACGGUUAAAUAGUGAGGGCGCAGGGGCGGCCGCCGCGGGCGGGCGGCGGCGGCUCGGGGCGCCGGCAGAGCCUCCAUGGCGCGGCGCAGCUCCCGGGGUGGCGGCACCAGCGGCAGAGGCGGCGCGGCGCUGUUGUGACAGCGGCGGGGACUGGCCUUCCUCCAGCCCCGCUCCCGAGCGGGGGCCCCGCGCCGGUGCUCACAGAGAGGAGCCGUGGCGGCGGCAGCGGCGGCCGGGGGCAGCCGGCGUGUCACCGCCUCUAUGAUGAAAUUCAAGCCGAACCAGACGCGGACGUACGACCGGGAGGGCUACAAGAAGCGGGCGGCGUGCCUAUGCUUCCGCAGCGAGCGGGAGGACGAGGUGCUGUUGGUAAGCAGUAGCCGAUAUCCAGAUCAGUGGAUUGUACCAGGUGGAGGAAUGGAACCAGAAGAAGAGCCAGGAGGAGCAGCUGUGAGAGAGGUGUAUGAAGAGGCUGGAGUAAAGGGAAAGCUAGGCAGACUACUUGGGAUAUUUGAGCAGAACCAGGAUCGGAAGCAUAGGACGUACGUUUAUGUUCUUACUGUGACGGAAAUACUGGAAGACUGGGAGGAUUCAGUUAAUAUAGGAAGGAAAAGAGAAUGGUUUAAAGUAGAAGAUGCAAUCAAGGUCCUUCAGUGUCACAAGCCUGUUCAUGCAGAAUACUUGGAAAAACUGAAACUGAGCUGUUCACCCACUAAUGGAAACUCUGGGGUUCCCCCUCUUCCAGAUAACAACUCCUUAUAUGUCACUUCUGCACAGACUUCUGGGUUGCCCUCUACUGUGAGAUAAACAUUUGGAUUACCUUUUUAUUUGUGUCAUCACAACAGGAGACAUCUGUGAUCACAUAUAAGCAUCUGUAUAACUGUCAGUUCUAAGUGAAAUAUGUGAAUGUGUCAUAAUGUCGAAUUUAUUUGAACAUGUUUUUCUUUUGAAAAUGUAAAGUAGUAUUUCAGCAAACCAAAGCCAUAUAGGGAUUUUUUUAAGAUGCCUUAAUAGGCCACUAAAAAAGGAACUUGACUAUAUAAAUUUAUAAAUUUCCAUAUCUGCUAAAAUAAAAUAUGCAUCUCAGUGGUGUUCAGCUUAUUUAAAACUUGUGAGUUUUAGUCAGUAGUUAAAGCUUGAGCAAAUAGUCUUAUACUAAACUCUUAUUUGGUAUCCGCAGAUAAAGUGCUAAGACCUUAAGCUGGCAGUAUUGGGUAAAUGGAUGUGUUGAAGGCAGAGAUGCACAAGGGUGACUACAACAAAGCACUAAACCACAUUCAGCCUGUCAAGAGCAAUGGAUACCAACACUAAGCACUGCUUGCCUCAGUUAUCCAAAAGGUUGCCUUGUCCUAUGCAAUCUUCAUGUAACAUAUAACUAGGGCAAGAACAAUAACUUCAUCUUGCAGCUACCAAAACUAUCCACUAGACUUGUGUUUCAUCACUUGGUCACCUGGUGAACUGUCAGAUGAUUUGUGUGAAAAGCAUUGUAGAUCUUUCUCCCCCCACCUCCUUUUUUCCCUUUUAACCUUGAUAUGUGUUUUGUUCAUGGUAUGAUUACACUGUAGGUUCCAAAAACUUCUGUCUUCAAUUAGAAACAUCUCAUGUAGUAUUCCUACAGUCUGUUGCAAUUUAAAAAUGUUUGGAGGAAAGCAAGAUUUAACCAAGGGGCACCCUUUGGUUGCAGAGGCGUCCGUUUGCAAGCAUGUUUUGAGGUGCCUUGCCCUGCAGGAGCCGGUAGUGCUCCCUCCAGUGCUUGGGGACAGGAGUGUUGAUACCCUCUACACCAGUAGAGAAAUAAUACUCCUUUGUCUUGUUAGAAGGAGUGCUGAAACCCCCGAUUUUAAAUCAAUUCUUAAAUCCUUCAGUUCUGCUGUUUCAAUGUCAAUCACUUUGGCUUCUUCAAAUAAAAGCUGGCCUCUUGGUAAAAACAGAGUUGGAAUAAAUGAGGUACAGCUGACAAUGUCCCUGUUCUAAUUAUUUCUCCUCCUUUUCAUCCAUGAAGAUGAAAGCUAAAUCCACUGUUGGUCUUAAUAUUUUUACCAUAGGAUUACUCUCUCUGUAUGUGUGUGUGUGUGUGCAUGGUUUCUUCUACAAGAACACAGUCUAAUUCACAUGAACCUCCUAUUUCUGAAUUUUUUCUAGGCUCUAAACCCAACUGUACCUCCUUUAUAUCUAGCCAAAACAGGUCGAGGUAGACCACUACCUCACAUGUGAAGUUUAUUCUGGGUAAAGCUCAUUCUCUUAUACAACAUUUGAACCUUUGUAAAUAGUCCAACUAGUAAAUAGUGAGUGUAAAAUGGAAAAUAAAUGUAAUUUAAACCUUUUGUUACUCAAGACACAAAUGGUUAACUUCUACUUUUUUAACACAAAUUGUGUAAAAUGCUGCUAUGAAUUUUUUUGUGCUGUUACACUUUUUUAGGAAAAAAAUGUUGUUGCCACAAGUUACUCCUAGAAAAGCAAUCUUGUGCCAUAUAUAAUGCAGUGAAACUAGGGAGACAGAUGAUCUGAUCUCUUAAUGCUGCUCUCUUUGAAGAGGCAUAAAUACUACUGACAAGAGGCAUGAGCCACAAGACUGAAGACUUCUGAAACAGUGGGUAGGACACUGCUUUCCCUCCCUCUUAGCUCCUAGUCCAGGUCACUUCCAGAACUGGAAAGAACACACAGGUGUUCAGGUGCACCUAGAGGUGGGAGGCCAGGGAAUGAGCAUUGCUGUUUCAGUAGUGCACACAUGGAUACACCCAUUUUAAUCUGAACCUCUUCCAGAUUUGGACACCAUUUGCUCAGCUCACUGCUUUAAACUGUUUUGCCAGGUGAAACAGUAGAAGGUGGGAUUGAGCACAAUGGAUGUCUGAUCUUUGUUAAAAUCAUACUCGUGGUAUGGAAGGGUACCUCUGGCUCCAAAGCUGCCUUUGAAAGAAUGCAUCAUUUAGCUCCUUUUUCUGAUCACUUUAAUGCUCACUUUUUUUGUUCAGUAGUUAUUUUAACACUUUAAAUUGAGCAAACUUGUAUAGGUUUUCUUGUGACAAGAUUAUAUCAAAUCCUUGAAAGCUAAACCAGAAUCCAGAGUUUGAGGUUUUAUUCAUUUAAAAAAAAUGCUGUCUCCAUUUCAGAUUCUUGGAAUGAAAUCAAUCCAAGCUUGUAUGAAAUUUAGUGGUAAUGCAUGAUCUUAUUUUGUAACUCUUGAAUUAUGUAUUUGAUAAUAAUGUAAAAUGUACAGUAUUGCUGUUGCUAACAAACUCAGAGUUGAUUGCCUAUAAAUAUUUUUGGUCACACACAUUUGAGCUGUUCAGUAGUGUCAGACAGAUUUUUUUUUUUUAAAACAGCAUUUGUUGUAUAAAUCUCUUCAGUCUCUAUGCAACCUUCAGAAUGAAGCUCUAUUGCUUUGACUUCUACUCCCUUUCAAAGAGAAAUGUUUUGUGAAUUGCAGAUGUAAACUGAAGACACUUCACUUUUGCUACAGGGAGCAACUGCAGUAAAGGGAUGGCAGUGUGGCUUCAGUACUAAUGAAAUCUGACACUAAAUUCCAACACAAAGAGUUGUAAAAAUGCGAAUAGGAAGGCUACAAUUUUUUCUACUAUCUACCAAUUUAAAUGUUAGAAGCAUUUUGUUUUUACAUUUAUUUCUACUUUGAUAGCCCAAACCUAUUUCAAACAAAGCAAAUUUGGGAAUUUUGUCAUGCCAAAAAUUCUGUACGAUGUAUCCAAUUUGGUUCUCCAGAGGAAAAAGAGAAGAGACAGGUUGUCAUCUGCAAUUGUCAGAGUCUAGUUUGUACUACUGCUUUUCCUGGCUGAGAGGUUUUGAGGUUCUCAUGAGUUACAUUAUGGUGGUAUCAAAGAAAACGAGCCUUAAAGUUUAAAAUCUCACAGAGCCAGAAUUAAGCAAAACAGAUGUGCUUUUAAACACAAGAAAUCCUGAGGUAUUGCAGAGAGGCUGUUCAAGUGAAAAAUCUUAUUUUGGUGCUUACUGCACCCCUGACUUAGCCUAGCAUUGUUCUGUUAACAAUGUGCUGUGAAAAGAAACAUGAGGGGCAGACAUUUGGUUUACUUACCAGCAUGGUUUGUGAAGUGAAAACUGAAAGGAAGGGGCAGGGGGGAGGGAAGGGAAUUAAGUUGUAAACAUUUUUACCUGCUUGCAUGGAUUUUCUUUAAAGAUUGAUGUAAGAAUUUUGACUUUUUAUAUUUGAGGAAUACCAGAAUAAAAUCUAAAUUAGUCCUGUGGAUAAUGUAGUCAUUCCUUGCAAAUACUGCACCAGAAGGGAUUAUGUGAAAGGCUUCAACCCCAUCUAAACUCCAUUUUAAGUUUUAUCAAAUGUUUCCUACUUCUUGCCUUGUCCUUACACUCACUCAAGCUUUACCAAGCUUGUUGUUCCAAAGAAUAAUUUCUUUUCCUUAACUUUACAUGACGCUCUUAUCCCCUUAGCACACGUGUCCAAUGCCUGUCUCAACUUGAAAACUGGUGCCAGUGCUCAGCUUGCUGCUGUAGCCCUACCUCCCCCUUACCUUGUUUUUUGAACCUGCAUUCUCCCACAGUUAGGAUGUUAAGCAGCUCCUAUGUCCCCUUCUCAGCUGACUUCACACAGUUACCACACCUCCCUCUCUUCAGCUCAAGGAGUUUUAUCAUAGUCCUGUCUGGCUGCUAUCACUGUACCUCCAAGGCAUCAAGUGAAGUAUAAGACUCAAGUCAAGGCAGAAGUGUGGUAGAGCACAAAUGGCAGGAAAGGCAAAAUGACUUUCCCAAGACUUGGGAGAGAUGAUAAGAAUCUUCAAGCUUGAACUGAGUGUUUAGGUUUUUUUAAACUUACCCUUUUUCAGUACUCUUAGGGUCUCGGUGCUGCUGUGGCAUUAAGCAGGGCCCUGGCUCCUUGGCUAAAGUGAUGGAAGUAGCACCACAUCUACCUUAAGACAAUGCUCCACAUACGGAGUGGUGUCACUUCUUAACCUGCAGACUCAGCAAUCAAGGACAUAUUCCUGCUUGUGACAAUCUGAUUGCUAUGGGCUAUGCACCAUCACCCCAAACAAUGCUCUCAGACAAUUUUCUUCUCUUAAGUAAGUAUGAAAUACUGUUCAAAGUGCCAUUUUAGCAAGGCACAGGGCCACUGAAUGUCUGCUGUGUGAGCAGCUGCUGCUCACCUCAUGGCCAAUACUUUUGGUAGCUCAGUGGUAGCACUGGUUCCCAACAGCUUUCCCUCAUUUGUUACCACCAGUUCUGAUCGGUGGGCAGUAUGAAGAAGCAUUACAGCAAUGCUGGCCAAAGACCAUCAGCUUGUGCACUUACCCUGCUGUUUGCUUACCUGUGGCCCAGUGCCCAUUACAUCCAGACAGAUUCUGUAACAAGGCUUUUGUCCUAAGGGCCUUUUUGCUGCCAUUCAACUGCUUCACUCUCCUAAAUAUUUCCUUCUUUCCUGCUUUCUGGUUAGGACACUAAUGGAACCUGUCUUUGUAUAAUGCAGACCAACAUCCACAGCAAGUGAAGGAAGAAAAAACACCUUUAAAAUCACCUUACUGUGUCUUGUAAGAUUAGUCUGCCCUUGGUAAUUGAGCAUGGGACCACAGACAUUCUUGAACAAAUGUACCAGACCCAGCCUAAGCCUUCAGUGUUACCUGGAAGAACACCAUUACUCAUGAGUAGCUGAUGGGAAAGUGACAGCACUUCUUCUGAAGGCAUAGCGAGUAUUCAGGCUGAGACAAGCACACCUACUAUAGCAAGCAACAACUGAACACCACGCAUGAAUCUUUCAGAUUUAUAAAUGACCUUGCAAGCCUUAGUACGCAACUUCGGUAGGAAGGUGAACCAAAAUUUUCCUUCACUGCAGCUCUGAAGACAAGAAUCCAGCUUGCAUGAGUGUCUGGAACAACCUUGCACAAGUACUUCAGUCAGAGAUGAUUUUAUGUGAAAUAAUUUGUAUUUACCUUCCUAAAAAUUAGCUAAUAAAAAUGCUUCUGUUACAGGCCA